Molecule: messenger RNA, 1389 nt
Organism: Alternaria viburni
Lineage: Eukaryota; Fungi; Ascomycota; Dothideomycetes; Pleosporales; Pleosporaceae
Exons: 2
Coding region: 1-1389 (462 amino acids)
Source: RefSeq, a predicted model, not a curated record
AUGGACGCCAUGGCGACUGAGAUAACCUCGCACGUUGCGAAUCCCUACCCGAACAAAGUCAUCCAUGCCGACAUACGGAUACAAUCGAUUGACGACGAGUCGGGACCGAGCGGCCCAGCUAUUCAGAGCGACGAGCGCCUAGGGGAGAGCAAACCAAGCAUAGCAGAUGUCGUCUACCAGGAAAAGGCCGCUGAUAUGCGGGAAUGCUGGUCCAAAGCUAUCGCCAAGAACAUGGACCUGCCCGAGGGCUACUCCAGCGCUGCCGUGUUGAUAAUCAGGUGGGCAGAUGCGCUGGACGACCUUAAGACCGGAGUAGAGGCUCGAGAACUCAACGCCCUCUUCCGCGAACGCUACCACUACAAGUCAAACAUCGUCGAGCUCGACGUCCAAACAAAACCUCAACAUCAGCUCGAAAGCUCCGUUAUCAACUUCAUACGCGACAACGAUGGACCGGAAAAUCUGCUCAUCGUAUACUACACCGGGCACGGCGAUUACAGCGAGGAGAGAAAGUGCUUGGAGCUCACGGGCAGCCUCAGGCCCAACAAUGUCCUACUCGGCAGAGGAUUCCGGAAGAACGCCCGUGCGAACUGGACCAAAGCAGAGGACCGGCUACGCAGCGAAGAUGUAGAGAGCGAUGUCUUGACCAUCCUAGACACCUGCUAUGCGAGCAACUUUGCAAAGUCUGGCAGAGAAGGCCAAAAGAAGUUUGAGCUCCUCAGCGCUUGCGCAAUUGAUCAAUUGGCCGAGCCCCCUGGCGACAAGUCAUAUACCCGUGCGCUCAUUGACGCUUUGAAAGAACUCCACACGACAGACACGGAGGGAGCAAUAUCGACCUUUCGUCUACAUCAGCGCAUCAACAUGGACGAACGACGCAAAGAUACACCCUCGCAAAUAUGGUCUCGCGGCAAAAGCACACAGCACAGUGACCAACAUAUCGUCCUGGCUCCGCUCAAGCUAGGAACGGUUAACACGUCUAACUGGCGGCCCAAGCCAAAAGGCUAUUUGACGCUGCGGUUCGGUUUACGGGACUCGACACUGAGCCCAGAGCAGAUCGACUUCAUGACCAAAAAUCUUGCCAAAGCCUUCGGCAACAAGGCGCUCGUAGGUCUCAGAAGGGUCGAUUGGGUAGACAUCGAGCUUGCUCCACCCACGACGGACUUUGAACGUGUAACGUUCACCUAUCGCGCCAUAGCACAGUGGAGGAGAGUUGUUGAGAAGAACAAAAAGAUGAGAGGUUCUCCGCUUGUUCCGAAGACUGGUUCGGUGGGUGCGUCACAGAAGCGCACAAACGAAGAUGCAGAUGAUCUUCCGGAAGCGAAGCGCCGGUACCUAGACACCUCGCAGCCUCCUCCUUCACCACCUGUCUCGGAAUCUUCGCGCAUUGACUAA